This is a messenger RNA of Belonocnema kinseyi, 594 nucleotides long. RefSeq lists its product as uncharacterized. The transcript has a single exon. The coding region runs from base 1 to 594 and encodes 197 amino acids. Lineage: Eukaryota; Metazoa; Arthropoda; Insecta; Hymenoptera; Cynipidae. Gene Ontology annotation, molecular function: nucleic acid binding. The record is from RefSeq and is a predicted model, not a curated record.
AUGCAGAUUUCUCAGAGUAGCACUAUAAUAAAGUCGACUCCGUUAUUUGAUGGUCAACUUCUUCAUGUCGGAGGUCGCUUAAAGCACUCUCUUCUAACUUAUGAUGAGAAGUAUCCACUGAUUCUAACUCCUAAGCCUAUUCUCACAAUUCUUAUCAUCCGCGACUGUCAUCUUCGCUGUCUUCAUGGAGGUGUCCAACUUGCCCUUAGUACCUUACGACUACCUUAUUUGAUUCUACGAGGUCGAAGUUUGGUACGAUUAUUGAUUCAUCGGUGCAUUCCCUGCGCCAGUAACAGAGUUAAUACUCAGCAACAGCUGAUGGGUCACCUCUCUUUCAUCCGCAUUACUCCACCUCAACGAGCAUUCAUGAAUACUGGGGUGGGCUAUGUUGGCCCCAUCAAUGUUCGCACCUCCAAAGGACGAGGUCACCAUUCCCACAAGGCCUGGACUUGUAUUUUUGUCUGUUGUGCCUCAAGCUCAGUUCACUUCGAGUUGGUUUCCGAUUACACAGCAGAAGCCUUCAUAGCUGUUUAUAUUCGCUUCACUUCUGGUUGCGGUAUUUGUCGAACGUUGUUUAGUGACAAAGAUCACUAA